Messenger RNA from Scatophagus argus, 6107 nucleotides. It is a transcript of the gene kctd3, whose product is annotated as potassium channel tetramerization domain containing 3. The coding region runs from base 384 to 3146 and encodes 920 amino acids. Gene Ontology annotation, molecular function: protein binding. NCBI's taxonomy places the organism in Eukaryota, Metazoa, Chordata, Actinopteri, Scatophagidae. Gene Ontology annotation, biological process: protein homooligomerization. The transcript has 19 exons. The record is from RefSeq and is a predicted model, not a curated record.
GUCUCGCUUGCAGACGAUUUGUACAGCUGUUUCACGUUGCUAAUAUUCUGCGCAAGAUGUUUUCCACGAUUUAGUUACAUGCAAGACAGUGAUGCAAACAAGCCAACUGGAAAAUAACGGGAUUCCUGUCUUCUGGAUGAAAAAAAAAGAUCCCUAUCUCUCUUCGCCCACUAUGCGGAACCGUAAUGACACCAAAGCCGCCCGCAUAGGUCGCAUAUAGCGGAUAUUUUAUGGACGGUGGGACGAGGGAGAGCUUGUGAGACUGGGGAGUCGGGACUUCGGCUGAGCUGGGGAGAGGAACGUUAGCAAGCUAGCUUUCGUGACAGCAAGGACUGUAACGGAACAGUGACUUUUCCGUAAAACAUCUUAUCAGUCCGGUCAUCAUGGCUACGAAUGGUAACAAUUUAACGCCUGGGAUGGGUGAUAUCAUCCAGUUAAAUGUCGGUGGGACGAGGUUCAGCACUUCCAGACAGACUCUGAUGUGGAUCCCGGACUCUUUCUUCUCAAGUUUGCUGAGUGGGAGGAUAUCCACUCUUCGGGAUGAAACUGGAGCUAUAUUUAUUGACAGGGACCCUACAGCUUUUGCACCAAUUUUGAAUUUCCUCCGAACCAAAGAGCUGGACCUGCGGGGUGUCAACAUCAGCAUCCUGCGACAUGAAGCAGAGUUUUACGGCAUAACCCCUUUAGUACGGCGCCUGCUGCUGUGUGAGGAACUGGACCGCUCAUCGUGUGGGAGUGUUCUCUUCCAUGGUUACCUGCCGCCCCCAGCUAUUCCUGCCCACAAGUCGAGCCCCACCUCAGCAGCCUCUGGCUCCUCCUCUGAUUCAAGGCCUGGUCCAAGUGGAGCAGAGAGCUUCACCCGUGUGGGUCCCCCUCCUCACCCUUCCCUCUCUGGACCUCCUGGGACAGAUGACACACACAAACUAGCUUCUGUGGUUGACCCCAGGAAGGUGCUGAUCAUAGCAGGACACCACAACUGGAUUGUAGCAGCUUAUGCACACUUUGUCAUCUGCUACAGGAUAAAGGAAUCUUCUGGAUGGCAGCAGGUGUUUUCCUCCCCCUACCUUGACUGGACCAUUGAACGCAUUGCCCUUAAUGCCAAGGUGGUGGGCGGCCCACAUGGAGACAAGGACAAGAUGGUGGCCGCUGCCUCUGGAAGCAGUAUCAUCCUCUGGAGCAUCCAAGAUGGCGGCAGUGGCAAUGAGAUAGGUGUAUUCAGUCUCGGUGUGCCUGUGGAUGAUCUCUUCUUCAUUGGGAACCAGCUGGUGGCUACAAGCCAUACAGGGAAGGUUGGCGUGUGGAAUGCCGUCACACAGCACUGGCAGGUUCAAGAUGUGGUUCCUAUUACCAGUUGUGACACAGCAGGAUCCUUCCUACUACUGGGCUGCAACAACGGCUCUAUCUACUACAUAGAUAUGCAGAAGUUUCCACUGAGGAUGAAGGAUAACGAUCUUCUCGUGACAGAGCUUUAUCAUGACCCUUCAAAUGAUGCCAUCACUGCACUGUCUGUCUACCUCACACCUAAAACCAGUGUAAGUGGGAACUGGAUAGAGAUAGCCUACGGGACCAGCAGCGGUGCAGUGAGAGUGAUCGUGCAACACCCGGAGACAGUGGGAUCAGGUCCACAACUCUUUCAGACAUUCACUGUGCACAGGAGCCCGGUGACAAAGAUUAUGCUGUCUGAGAAACAUUUGGUAUCAGUGUGCGCAGACAACAACCACGUUCGGACCUGGACGGUGACCCGUUUCAGGGGGAUGAUCUCGACCCAGCCAGGCUCCACCCCACUGGCCUCCUUCAAAAUACUGUCCCUGGAAGAGACAGAGAGCCAUGGGAGUUACUGCUCUGGGAAUGAUAUAGGUCCAUUUGGAGAGAGAGACGAUCAACAGGUUUUCAUACAGAAGGUGAUCCCCAUUACCAACAAACUGUUUGUGAGGCUCUCAUCUACUGGAAAGAGUCGGAGGAUGCAGUGUGCUUCAUCUGAUGAAUUACUUUCUUUCCCAACGAUAUUCAGCUUAUCUGUAAGCUUUUGGUACUUCUGUCUGACAUUUGUUACUGGGCUUUGGAUUUUUGUGUUUGGGUGCUACAUGAUAACGAGUGCAUUUGUCAGGAUAUGUGAAGUGCAGUCGGUAGACGGGACCACCAUCUCUUGCUUCAUGGUACGGGAGUGUGAGGGUUCGAGUCGAAUGGGGUCGCGACCUCGGCGCUAUCUGUUCACUGGUCAUGGCAACGGCAGCAUCCAAAUGUGGGACCUGACUACGGCGAUGGACACCGCUAACAAAGGAGAGGAAAGGAAGAGAGAGGAUGUAGGAGGACCUACAGAGGAGGAGCUGCUGCAACUCCUGGACCAGUGCGACCUGAGCACCUCCCGCUGCGCUACACCAAAUAUAAGCCCCGCCCCCUCUGUGCUGCACCACACACGCCUCAGAGAGUCCUGCUCGAGUCUGCACUUACAGGCCCCAGAGCCCAUUCCUGAGAGCCAGGCUACUUAUGGAGCUGUGCGACCCUACAGAGAGAGCCCCCUGCUGGCCCGCGCUCGACGAACAGAGUCCUUCCACAGCUACCGAGACUUCCAGAACUUCAGCCUGAGUCGAGGUGUCCUGGACAGUGCAGGUCAGACGUCCACACAGGGCCACAGCCAGGGCCCUGAUGCCCGUCGUUCGCUCUGUGACUUUGGGGCUGAGGACAGUGAGAGGAGAGCAACAGCAAUGGAGUUCUGGGCCUGCCGAACAGCCAGUUCCAGCUCUGCCACAAAUAUCGGAGCUAUGACAGGUUCAGGUGUUUUUGGGGUGAAGGCAGAAGGCAGUCAAGAUUCUCCACGACAACCUCCUGACAGCCCGAUUCCUGGAGGGGAUGUUAGACGAAAGGUGUACCCACAGCCAGAGGAGGGAGACGGUGUGGGAUCAGUGGGAGACGGGGUGAAGGCAGAGGGAGGUGUGAGGAAAAGGGGAGUACUAGAAGGAGGCUUUCUGGGGAGGAAGAAGGCUCCCCCAGUCCCCCACCUCUCCUCUCUCCCCUCUGGAUCUGAAGGCGGUGGCAGCGACUCAUCGUCCAAUGCCUCCCCCUCCCCAACCAAACUAGCUUCGUCCACUUCACCGCGACACAGGAAACUUGCUCCUGAACUGUCCAAUCAGGACAGCAGCCUGUGACAGCACAGUGUGCCCACCAGACUUUUCUUUGGAUCCCAAUCAGAGGAGUUAUCUUGUGGAGGCUUCCUGCAGGUGCAUGUGGGAGAUAAGGCUUGGAUAUCACAGCAGAGGAGGAAUGGGGCUUAGCUGCAGGAAAACACCUUACUUGCUUCUACUCCACUUUCCACCCCACCCUAAUAUCUUUUUUUCUUUUUUUUUAUCAUGUAACUGGAUGAAAGGACCUUCUUCUUCUACUUCUGGGACUCCACACAAGAUGCUACUGUGUUUUAAUGAAUUUGUGUGUCAGUUUGCUCUCUGCUUUUAUUUAAAGUUUUUUUCUUAAUUCAAACAUUGGUGUCAUACUUUUGACGGCAAAAUGUAACAGGAAGCAGCAGUCACUGCAUCCCAGUGCUAACAGCUUUUCAUCUCAACCAGUAAUUCAUUUUGUUAAUGACCUUUUAAGGAUUUGAAGUUCUGUCACACUGCUGGGUACAACUGGAGCUCCCAUCAUUUUGGUUUGCUUCUGGUGUUUGCUUCAGGUUGUUAUAACAGAUGAUGAAGGUGAUGAGGUCUAGGUGAUAGCAGUAUGGCUGCACAGUUUCUCUCCCUGUGUUGGUGUCACUCACCCUACAACUUGAAGAACAUACAGGAACUACAGAAACAGGCCAUCGUAUGUUUGGCAAGGUAUUAUCAAGGGCAGUGGUUGAAGCACUGAUUGGGCUCUGAUGUGUAAAUGGAAUCAUUAAUUCAAUGACAUUCGGUUCAUACAGUUCUGUAUUCUGGGAGCAGAACAUAGAGCACACAGUAAAACCCUCGUGGGUUUGUUGUUUGACAGCUCAGUGACAACUAUGCAACAGUGGAGUUACAGAACAAACUAACACAGCUAACAAGACUUCGGCAUUGCCAAAUGGCAAUAUGUGUUAUAGCAGCAUAAAAGCCUCCUUGCAUCUAAAUAAACAUUUUGACUUGUCAUAGCGAGAAAAACACACAAGUAAAACAACUUUCACUAGUGAUGGCUCAGUUCCAUCAAGUGUCCCAAUGAGCCAGUGUGCACAACACCAAGACAAACUAGCUCACCUAAAUGGAAUGCAGUCAUUAUGGAUGACACCCAUGUCAAAUGUCUGCUGUGAAAUGGUCGAAUCCAAUUUGACACAUUUUCAUGAAAUGGCUGUUAAUGUAAAUUUGACAGCAAAUCGUGUCCCACAGCUGGAACCUUACUGUUUGAGGGAAGGUUAUUUGGAGACUGAUCUGACAGAAAUAUCUAAUUCACACUAAAGUGAUGUCAGAUCAACGUAUGCUCUCUUUGAACAGGAGUCUGUUUUUAAUGCUUAGUGGUAUACACAGUAAAGGACCUUUUUCUUCAUGCCUGAACAUAGAGAACUCAUUUUCUAAAUGUUUUAUCACACAUUCAGACAGAAAAAACAGCGGUGCCUGUGCAAGAUCUUUAUUUAUAUUUUAUUUUUUUACAGUAUCACAAUAUAACUACACUCAACUCAGUACUCAAAAGGACCUACACUACAUCACUUUACUCCCUCUGGAAGAGAUUCUAAUGUGUCUUGCUUUGGUGAUGAUGACUGUUGCAGUGCCUUAUUUAGUUUGUUUGACGGUUAUCAGCCUGUUUGUUUUCACUGAAAAGGAUUCUGACCAAAGGCUCGUGAGGACUGAGCUCAUUGUGGAGCCACAUGACGGACCUGUCCACUCGACCUGUCCACUCAACUUGAUAGAGUCACAGCAGUCCAAAUUUGAUUUUGUGAGCGGUCACUUGAAUCAAUAGGCAUUACUUAUUAAAUUAAAUUAAAUUAUCAUCAUAUAUUAUAAGUUGUAUAUAAUCUGGGGAACUUUUAUUUGCAGCUUUGUCUUUGUAGUUUGAGGUGAACCAACUCGUUCACUCUCAGGCAUGAAAAGGUAAAACAUGAGUGUUUGCUCUGUGGAAACAAUCUACAGUACAAAUCUUUGGUACUUUUUUUAUAACCAUUGUGGGGACUAGAGAAAAAACUGAUGAUGGUAUAAACAAAAGUUGAAAAGAAGUAAAAAGACUGUCCUGAAAUUUGCCAAAUCCAGCAGCUACAUAACCUCUUUUAAGUAAGUAGUAGUUAGUAAGUAACACACUGCUAUAUAUAUUAUUAUUUCCACAUUUGUCCCUGCCUGUACAAAGAUGUACCUUACAUAUGCUAAUUAACUGAAUGGAAAGUAGACAUACAUUUUCAAAACAAAAUCCAUAAUAUGGAUGCAUUGAUGUGUGUGACGAUGUGUGUGUACCUUACACUGUUGUCCUUUACAUAUUGUUGGUAAUAAUAUAAUGCCUAUUUUGACAUUACCAUGCUAUUGGACCUAACUGCAUUUGCACUUGCACUAUUAAGACUAAUAUUAAAAGUAACUUGCUAGUGUUUAUUUUAUAUAAAAAAUGAUAACAUUUAAAGUGUAUUUCAGCACAUAACUGUUUGUCUGUCCUUAUCUGUCAUCCCUCUGUCCCUCUCUGGCUAAGUUUACAUAGACGUUUACAUUGUAUCAUGGCCAGAUGUUAGCAGGCUAAAAGGAAUACAUAUCUGUUUGUUUAAGCUGCCCUGUGCAUCACUGUUUUACAUUGUGUAUGUUUGAAAUGCUGCAUUAUGUUGUAAUGUUUUUUACUGUUGCCUACAGUACAGUAGACCCAUGAUCAAAUAUAACGUUGAAGUUGACCCAUCAGAGCCACAGUGUUCAUUACGGUCAUGUUCACUAAAAGCUUUCAAAAGAGUUAUAUUGUCAUUUUUCCAUGUUGGCAUAGUUAAUCUUAGGGAAGAGCAGCUGUUUACAAAAAACUCUUCAAAUUUGUAUUAUUACAAAGCUGAAAAGUAUCAUAUGUUACAUUUUUUUUUGUUUUAAAUACAUUUGGUAUGCAUGUUUUAACACAUUGUAUUGAACAACAUGACAUUGUUCCAGGAAUUUUAACGCCUCUUCCAGUCAAUGGUCAUCAACAACAGAUUAAAAAUGACUUCAAACGUG